Molecule: messenger RNA, 1725 nt
Organism: Aplosporella prunicola CBS 121167
Lineage: Eukaryota; Fungi; Ascomycota; Dothideomycetes; Botryosphaeriales; Aplosporellaceae
Exons: 4
Coding region: 63-1616 (517 amino acids)
Biological process (GO): regulation of DNA-templated transcription
Molecular function (GO): zinc ion binding; DNA-binding transcription factor activity, RNA polymerase II-specific
Source: RefSeq, a predicted model, not a curated record
AGUAGUUUAUGUGACACCAAGACCUACAGCCAAUCGCUGAUCAGCCCAUCGCGGAGCUCAUAAUGAAGGUCAGACAGAGAACGAUAUGCCACACGUGCAGAUCCCGAAAGCUGGGUUGCGAUGGAAAACAGCCAGCUUGCACUCAAUGUUUGCUUCGCGGACAGCAAUGUGCAGGAUACAACUAUGACUUGAUUUUCGUCUCUCACGGCACAGCGCCCGCUAACCCUGCCAAGCGAGGAAAGCAACCGAUGUCUUGGAGACCUGUGAAAAACCAAUCAACUAGUGUGCUGGAUGCAGCACGCUUCGGACGGAUUAGUCCAGAUACUGAUUUCGCACUUUCGUCAAUUUCACUCAAGAAGUCGUCUUUGGAAGACCUUAUCAGGCUGGUUAUGGCAGAAUAUGUGCCGGAGAAUGAGCUCAUUGUCCUUCCUUCUGACUCCCUGGCAUCCCGGCCGCGAAUAUGCGGCUGCUGGGUGGAAGUGCUUCCUAGCAUGGCUGACAAGGGAGAUAAUGUCCUCGACUCGGCUAUACGAGCCUUCGGUCUAGCCCUCUCAAGCGGAAGCACUAGUUCAAGUAUUUCAGUUCCUCAGUGUUUCGAGGCUUAUAGUUCGGCCAUUCACCUCACGGCGAACAGGCUUCGCACCACUCAUCAUUCUUUCCCCGAUGACCUUGCGGCUGCUAUAAUGUGUUUGACGAUGGCAGAGCUCAUGUUGCCCUCGUCCGAAAACGGCUGGAAAGCGCACGCUAAAGGAGUGGGGGAGCUCAUUAAGCUUUGUGGCCCCGCAAUGUUUAUUUCGGGAGUUCCGCAUAAACUUUUCGUGGGAUUUAGGCCUCUUCUGGUUCUCGCAAGUUUUUCUUCUUGUGAGGCUACUUUUCUUGACCAGGAAGAAUGGAAGAGUAUACCAUUCUACCUCCAUCCUCAAGUACCAAUGCAGUCCCUUCUGAGCAUUGCUGUCGCAAUUCCGCCUAUCAUCAAAAAAGUUGAGAUAUUGACGAACUCUUCGCCGCCUAACGAUUCUUUCUCCAAGGCCUAUAAUGCAAGGUCGGCCUUCUGCGAUAUCGUGAGACGCUUUGAAGAAUGGGAACUAUUGCUCUCGCAGGAAACCGCUGGUCCUUUGUGUUCUCUGCUGGCAGCAUCCGAUAUGCAUGCCUCACAUGUUGGACAGAUUCCUAACCAUCGUAUCCGUCUUUGGUUUCCCAACAUAUCAGUGGCGAACGGCCUUACGCACCUCUGGGCCUUCCAAAUCAUCUGCUUUGUGCAAAUUAAAAAGCUCGAAUCGGCAUUCCCUACAUUGGCCCCUGGAAACGACUUACCAGAGAUCUUUACCCCGUCAAGCAUCCGACAGGAAAAAGAAGCAACAAACAUUGCAACCAAGAUUUGCCAAAGUGCGGAGUACCUCAUGCAGGACGACAUGAAAUUGUAUGGGCCGGCCUCUAUAACGUUUCCGCUCGAGACAGCACUUGAUUUCUUCAAAAACGACAGUCGUCAGCACGAAGAAAAAAUUGCGUGGUGUUAUAGGAUUUAUGAUCGCCUAGCGCAGAAGGGGCUAUACGUAGCUCCCUCGUUUUUCGAUUCUCAGGUCAGAUAUUUCAAGCAUUUUCCUAUUGCCAGUUAGACUACCUACGCUAUGGCAUAAAAGGACCAGUAACGCGAGAACGGAGUAUUUCCUCGGAUGGAUACAGAGAACGGACAUCUCUGCACCAGAAGUCAGCGGCAAUUUCCCG